CCCAAGACCGCCACCCUGGAGCGACAGUCGACCCCCGUGGGCGAGAACAUCAUCAAGGUCAAGAUCAUUCGCAAGGUGAUCGGGCCCGACGGCAAAGAGACGGUCACGGAGGAGAAGCGGGAGGAGCCCAUGCCUGCCGCCCUGAUCGACCCCGCCCGCCCUCGUGUCAUCAAGAGGACGAUUUACAUCGUGGUGAGACCGGACGGCCAGGAAGAAGUGACUCAGGAGGACGUGGACGAACACCCGGAGGGCGGCAAGCCGUCCAUCUUCUCGCGUCUCAGGAAAAUCAUCCGAAAGGUCAUCAUCGGUCCUGACGGCAAGGAGCAAGUCACCGAGGAGGAAGCCCACUUCCCCGAGCUGUACGUGACCCAAGACGACCUGAAGAAGCGUCCGGACGAGUGGGUGCGUCGUGUCAAGCUGAUCCGACGCGUUCAACUGCCCGACGGCUCCGAGCAGACCACGGAGGAGGACGCCGAGGAGCCCGAGGACGCUAUGCCCAAGGGCGCCAAGAAGAAGGUCACCAAGCUGGUGUACGUCAUCGUGCUUCCAGACGGCAAAGAGCAGGUCGUGGAAACCGAUCUCGACGAGACCAAGCCAGGCAAGUUCCGGGUCAUCCGACGUGUGGUGCGCACCAUCACGGUCAAGGACGGCAAGAGGCAGGUGCUGGACGAGAAGGUGGAAGAGCCCCAGCAGGACGAAAAGCCCUCGGCGCUGGACAAAAUCAUCAGGGCUCUUCCCUCUGUAUUUACUUUUACCAUCGGCCCUUCACCUGAUAUGUCGGGCCCUUCUUCCAGUCAGGGUAUUUUGUCUCAUCCUUCGGAUCACAAGGUGGGUGGAGAAGUUGCAGCGUCCCUCUCGUCUCCGUCAACUAAAGUUAUAAUGAGGAAAGUUAGAGUUAUAACGAAACGAAUCGACAAUCAUGGCUCGGUUCUGGAAUCCAUCGAAGACAGAGAAGAGCCUGAAGUUGUUACUUUAGAUGAGUUCUCCGACGAAAGGUUGAGGCAGGCUAGAAAGAUCACGGUCAUUAUCAUCCAUCCAGAUGGAAGUGAAGAUGUGUCAGAGGAGUACGUUGACGAGGGCGAUGAAUCACUUGGCGAUUCGGAUAGAAAGUCUUCACUGAAUCGCUUGUUUCAAAAAACAAGGAAAAUAUUUCACAAAGCCCGGAGCCCUGACGCUGCUCUGGUUGAGAAAGAGGUUCCUGUUGAUGCCGAUCAGAACAAGGAUGAUGCUUCAACUCAAGUAUUGGUUACGAAUACGGUAAAAAGUAUCAGGCGCAUUGUAAAACGUGUGAGUAUUGUCGAUGGUAAAGAAGUUGAGAUCGAAGAAGUACUUGACGAGGCCGACACUACUGAUGGUCAUGAGGGAGCAAGUACUAUCUUGGAUCAGACUGAAACUAUGCUUUCAGGCCAAAGACCACUUGUUCAACCGUAUGGUGUAGAUCCUCCUGCUACUGAUCUAGAAGAUGGCUUAGUACUCUCGCGCCUUGCGAAAACGAUACCUCUUCGCAAGGUUUCAGGCGAUGACGGAACUAAUCUGAAUGUGUUUAGUUAUGAGGGACUUUUAGGCGCAACUGUUAUUUAUGUGGUUGUGGAUGAAAUUGUUCCGUCAGUGGAUACUGGGCGUAUUAUUAAAAUGAGACGAGUGACCAAGACAGUGAUUACGCCUGAUGGGAAGGAAUCUUUUGAGGAACAUGAGGAUGAACCGAUUGACGUUACUGCUGAAGCCAAGUCCUUGUUGUGGUCUCGUAAAACAACUCGCCUUACGAUUGCCCCUGAUGGCACGCGUCAUGUUACUGAAGAAGUAGAAAGACCUUCAAUGCCAGAUAAAAGCGAUGUUGAAAAUCCCAAAAUGCUGACAACGAGCAGAAAAACUGUGCAAAAAGUCGUUGCUCCCGAUGGACAGGAACAUGUGUAUGAGAAAACUUUUGAAACUCCGGAAAUAGGCACAAUAUCAGCUACCCUUGUGACUCCUGUGUCCUUAGGGAACAUCAAAGACCAAGCUAGUAAAGCUUUGCAUCAGACAUCUCAAGACUUUGUUAAUGCUGAACGGCUUAAUCACACUGAAUCUGGAUCAAGUCCAAAAACUAAGAGCUCAGAUGCACCCUCAACCACACUCGUUACUCGGCUUGUGAAGUAUGUUCGAAAACACAUCGGUCUUGAUGGAAAGGAAAGUAUUUCGGAGGAGACAAGAGAAGAAGAUAUUGAAGUACCCAGAGGAGAAAAGGAAAGCAAGUAUCGCCGAACGAAAAUAGUAACUAUUAUUAUUGAUCCUAGUGGAAAAGAACACGUGACAGAGCUAUACAAGGAUGAACCAGAAACGCCCACCCCCUGUUCGUCACCCUCUCAGAAAACUCCUGUUAAAACGAUAUCUGUCGCUACCUCUCCGCUGAAUCCGGAUCCAUCUGUAACUAAACCAUCCUUGAAAACAGUUGAAGUUUCAUUAAGACUGCAAGAGAACUCUGGGCAGAAAAUCCUUGCGCCACAAAUCAAAUCAUCUGUUACUUUGGAGAAGUCGGGUGCCAACCCAACUCUUGAACUAACCAAGCAGUGGAGCACAAUUGAUAUACCAAGUACCGAGGUGUCAGAAGUGAUUAUUCCUGCGGAUGAGAGUGAAUCUCUAAAAGAUAUAUCAAUUUCUUCGUCUUUGGUCGAAUCUACUGACAUAUUAGUACCUGAUGACACAAUUUCAGUCGAUUCACCUCAACCGACUGAAGAUAUUUUGCCUAAAGACCCAACCACGCCACUGUCUGACGUUGAUAGCAAAACAAAGACCUUGGAACAUGGAUAUGAGCCAGAUGACACGACAAUGGAUGAAUUUUCAUUAUCUGACGAUGUGCGUCACAAAGGUAAAAAGAAGACUAAGAAGAGGCAAAAGCUACCAGUAAAUUGGUCUGAUGCUGAGACCAAUGUUCCUAAAUCCAGUCCAGCAACUAUUUCAGUUGGGGGUAGUAUUGUCUCCGACGAAGGUGCUAAGGCAGGCGUUCAAACUGCAGCGGAAGUUGUCGUCGAGUCUCCUAGGAGUACUGCUAACACUCUCAUUUCAUCUCCAGACGACCUAGUUCGUGUUGUAGAAGAAAACGUCGUUUCAAGGCCCGCGAGUGCCGAAGCUGGUGUCCUACUUGCUGGUCAGGUAGCAAUGUCAGUGCCUGUGCUGGAACGAGUUCCCACUCAGGAAGAGGGGGCUCAAACUACAGGGACAAUGCGUCCUGAAACUACAACGGAAGAUCUUUCAGUGCAGACCGUAGAAGAACCCACUCAAGAAGAAUCUGUUCAAACAUCUCCCCGUCAUACUGAAGAGAGCCCUCAAAAGAUUGCAGCUGAGCUUCUUGAGGAGGGUACUCAAACAACGUCUCCCCAACUGCCCGAGUUACAAUCAGCCCAUUCCCAGACUGUCACUCAAGAGACGAAAGACGAUGGCAUUCAGACUAUUUCUCCGGAACCGGUACAGAGACCAUCGACGGCAGAGUUGUCGAUGCAGACAGACACGACCAAACAAUCUGAAAGUGGUGCUCAAACUUCCAAGCCAACAAGUCCACUACAAGAAGUGCAGCAUGUGACGACCGAUCAUGCUUCUGUACAAACACCUGUUCCGACAACAGAUGAUCAAAGUGUCCAAACAAAAUCGGCAGAACCCGUUGCUGAAACUGGCGUUCAGGCCAUUUGUGCUACAAGCGAGACAUCCCAGCAGACAACUACACCAGACUCGAGUUUCAAGAAAACCGAUCUGUCGAAUGCAGGAAUCCAAACUUCACCUGUUCCUAUGAACUCAGACGAUGAGCACACUUCAUCAGCAAGCUCAGACCAGCCAUUCGAAGUGAGUGUCAAAACAUCCGUAACGUUUGCACCUGGAACAGACAGUUUCACUGUGUCUGAUAUAUCCUUGCGAAAAGAGGAUAUCGACAAGAUGAAGCGGCCAAAGGGCAAGAGAGGACCGGACGGAAAAAUGAUGGGGCAUGGGAAGGGAAGUGAAGGGGUAGUUCACACUAAUGUUGCGGUUGAUCCACUUGGUAGAGUUGUCACAACUGUUGAGCUCAGCGCCGACCCAAAAACCAUGACAGAGAGGUUCCUUGAAGGAGAAAGGCCCCAAGAGCAAGUGAAAGGUCUUGGAUCGCCUGUGCUGCCCGUGUCUGCUAUCAAUCAGCUGGAAGGGAAGUUGUUGCGCUUGAAAGCUGGAACACAACACCCGACAAGGCGCCCCAAUGUUCUUUAUCUGGCUGCGCUUCAGGACAGCAGCUCGCUAGACCCCGACGGGGAAGAAAAGCGCGUCAAGCAGCUUGAAAAAGAACUGCAUUCCCGCGGAAGCAACGGCGAGCAGAUUGGGCAGUCGGGCGUGGCAGUGAUUGAAGCCAUCGCCAGCUGGCUGGAGACUAUUCAGUACAGAAUAAUGGUCUUGCAAGAAACACACAGCAAGGAGGGCCCCAGUGCCGAAAGGAUACAAGAACUAGGGAAACUGCGCUCUAUGACGAAGCGUGCUCAAAACACAGUGCAAAAUACUGCCAAGCAAUUGGGGACUCAUCGUGAACAGUUCGAUCCGAGCCUGGCUUCUUUGACUGAGCAAGGGUCAGUCGUCGAGAGUCUUGCGAAAAGCGUCAUGAAACAACAACAGAGAGACCUCGCCAGAUGGGAGGAGUUCCUGAACGCCGUGAACGUCGCCUCUGUCAUCGCUCAGGAAUCGCGAGGCCAAGUGGACGGCAUCCUGUCAUCGGACACCCCCACCAGGGAGCUCAUAGACAUCCUGGACCAAGUGGAAGCGACGAAUAGGAGCAACAUGGCGAAGAUCACCACCCUGCUCAAUGACGCUCACGGUCUCUUGCGAGACUUUCCCGGACACGCCCUACCUCCUGAGAUCUACUCUCUGCAAGAUUCGGUGCGGCUGCUCGGCCGCGACAUCACCGAGAACAGGGAGCACCUGGAGCAGCGCAUCUCUUUGGCCGCAGAGUACGAAGCGACGCUCGGCGAACUGGAGCAAAUCACGGACGUGGCCGAGGCCCUCGUGACCUCGCCGAUAGUCGUCUCCGAUUUGCACCAACUUCAAGAAGAGAUGCAGAAACACCGAAAGUUCUUUGUGAAUCUGAGCCACUGCCGAAGCCUGCUGGAGUCACUGGAAGGCUCCCUCGACCCGGAGACCAGGACUAGCCAUGCCGCCCUGCACGGCCGGCUGCACGCGCGUGCCACCAGCAUCCUGGACGCGGCCGCGUCGCGCUCCCAGCAGAUGGCGCUGGCCGCCAGCAGAUGGACGCUGCUAGAUGCGGGGGUCCGCGAGGAGAAGAAGUGGCUGCAAGUAGCUCGGCAGCGCCUUCCGGACCUCAACUCCGUCACCUGCAACGACUACGACCAGUACAUCUCCCUCCAUCAAUCCCUGCAGUCCGACGUGGCUCUGCACCACGCUAGGAUUCUCCACCUGACCAACACGGCCCACACGCUCCAGACCAUGGUGAGCUGCCCCGCGCUGGAGAACAACUACGACGAGCAGCUGGAGACGGUGCUGGCGCUGCGCGACGAGGUCGGCGACAACCUGCAGCGCCUGCAGGCCUUCCGGGAGGCGUGGAAGGCUUACGAAGCGCUCACCGACCGGCUUGGAUUCUGGCUGGCGGAGGUGGAGAUGGACCUCACCGACAUGGAGGCGAAGGCCCCGACCGAGAACAUGCGCCGCUACUGGGAGCUCAAGGCCCAGCAGGAGGUCCACGGCCAGGUGCGCACGGAGGCCAACGCCCAGCUGGAGACGGCCCUGAGGGUCAUCCCCGUCUCGGACGAGAUGAGCCGCCGCGGCGAACACUCCACCCUGGACGAACGCUGGCGCCGCGUCGUGGCGCGCGUCGACGCCAUCCAGGCCGUGCUCACGUCCAACCUGCAGGCCAACGACGUGCCCGUCGCCAACAAGCUGCACCUGCUGGAGAAGGAGCUGCAGCAGCUCGGCGCCGCCUUCAAGGACAUGAACGGCGUGCUCAAGACGCAGGAGGAGCUGAGCCUCUACGUGGAGCGCCUCCAGGUGAUGCGCCAUCGCACCAUCCACAUCCAGGAGGACCUGAGCCGCCUGGGUCUGCUGCCCACCGCCGAGAGCGACCGCGUGGGGGCACUGCUGUCCAGCGCCAAGGUGCUGGAGAACGUGCUCUCGGAGGAGCUGGAGAACGCCGCGGCGCUGCGCGACACGCUGCAGUCCCUGGACAGCGGCCUGACCGCCGUGUCGCGCGAACACCAGCGCGACGAGGACACGCUGCGCUGCUGCGCCGCCAGCGAGGGCGAGGACAGCGAGGUGGUGCAGAAGGCCAUCCUGGAGUGCGAGGGCGUGGGCCGUGACCUGGAGGACCAGUGGCAGGACCUGAUGGCGCUGCGGCAAGUGCUGCACACGCUGCCGGCCGGCCUGCGCGUGUCCGUGUCCCCCGGCCACCUGGAGCGACGCAUCUCGGCCAGCCAGGACGCGCACGCCGGCCUGGAGGCGCGCUGCCAGGCCCUGCGCGGGCUGCUCGCCACGCGCCUCAAGCUCUGGCAGACCUUCGAGGAGCGCCUGGAGGCCGUGCGCUCGUCCGUGCAGGAGGCCGACUACAUGGUGGAGCUGCUCUCGGUCGGCACCGCGCUCGACCUGGACCGGCUGGUGACGGCCACGGAGAGACUGGAGGCGGUGCGCGCGUCCCUGUCGGAGCGCGGGGACUUGGUGGGCUCGCUGGCGCUGGCCGCGGAGCCGCUGCGCGCCGUGUGCUGCCCUGAGGUGGCGGCCCGCGUGGACGCGGCGGUCCGCGAGGCCGGCGACGCGUACGACGGCGCGCAGGAACAGGUGGCGCUGCUCACGGAGCGCUACGAGCGCGUCGUCACCCUCUGGAAGCGGUACCGCGACGCGGCCGACCAGCUGCGCGACUUCACCGACCACCUGCAGCUGCCGCCCGCCAACCUGCCCCCCGAGGAGCUGGCCCGCGCCGUCCAGGUGACGGAGGAGGCGGUGGCGGCCAAACAGCAGCGCCUGGAGGAGCUGCGCGCGCUGGCCGCCGAGAUCAGCGAGUCGCUGGGCGUGCCCAACCUAGCCCAGUCCGCCAAUGGCGGCAAUGGCGGGCUGCCCCUGGACGCCGAGCUGGCCGCGCUGGACCGGCGCCUGGCCGCCGUGCGCGACUCCAUCCAGUCGCUGGACAAGGUGGCCGACAGCAAGCAGCGCGCCGACAAGCAGCUCAGCGACACGCGCGCCUUCCUGGGCACCGUGCACAAGGAUGUGUCGGCGACGCCCCGCACCAGCGAGAGCGACGCCGAGGCCGGCGAGCGGCUGGUGGCUCUGCGGGAGCACCUGCUGCAGCUCGGCGCCACGGAGGGCCAUCUACAGGCACUGCGUGACGACGCCGUCGAGCUGACGCCCCACACGCCGCCGGCCACCCCCGACCCCACCCGGGAGACAUCCGUCGUCGAGAUCCUGGAGCUAUGGCAGCAGGUGUUCCGCGACACGUUCCUGCAGUACCGCAGCCUGUCGGCGCGCCUGGUGCGCUCCGAGGACGGCGUGGCGGCGCUGCGGCUGUGGCAGGAGUACCUGCUCAACCUGCAGGCCUUCCUGUCGGCCGGCCUGCCCGGCGACUACGACGCGCUCACGCAGCACCAGCACCAGUGCGAGGUGCACGAGAACCUGCUGACGAGUCAGGCGUCCGUGCUGCUGGCCGGGCCGACGCUGGACCGCAGCGACCCGGCCGUGCAGCGGCAGCUGGAGCCGCUCAACGCGCUGCACAACGAGACCCUGCAGCGCAUCGGGGAGCGCAACGCGGCCGUGCGGCGCCGCCUGGACCUGUGGGCGUCGUACCGCGCCGCGCAGUCCGCGCUGCUGCACUGGCUGCAGGCCAUGGAGCGCGAGCGUGGCCGCCUGCAGCUGCGCUACAUCUCGCUGCGACGGCUGCCGCAGCUGGCGCAGCGCAUCGGCGAGCUGCUGGACAAGCUGCCGACCGGCGAGAAGCAGGCCGGCGACCUGGCCGCGCUGCAGGGCCGCCUGCUGGCGGGCUGCGACGAGGCGCUGGCCACCUCGGUGCGCAUGGAGUACGCCGCGGCGCAGCAGCGCAUCGGCAACCUGCGCGCCGGCCUCGAGACCUGGCGAGACUUCCUGCUCAAGCUGCAGGCCCUGGCCAACGACUUCGACGUCCGCGCGGCGGCCGCGGACAAGGAGCUGGCCGACGUGGGCCGCGCUCUGGACGCGCUGGACGCGCCCAACGCCCCGCGCCGUGACGCCGUCGCCAGCCUGGCCGUCGUGCGCGGCCUGCAACAACGCCUGGACGACGCCGUCGCCGACCUGGAGAGGCUGGGCGUGAGCGAGGAGAAGCUCAAGGAGGCCGUCAGCCCCACCGACCUGAAGGCCGCGGCGCAGCGCGUGCGGCUGCUGUGGCAGCGCCACGCCGACCUGGAGCACCGCCUGCGCUCGCGGGCGCACGCCCUGCAGGAGGCGGACAGCGAGCGGCUGCGCUACGUGGCUCGCGCCGACCGCUUCCUGCGCUGGGCGGCCGAGCAGACAGCGCGGCUGGAGCGCCUGGACAAGCCCGGAGGACAUCUGGAGGCUGACCUGGACCUGACCGGCGCGGAGGCACUGCGUCGCCUGGAGGCGGGCGUCAGCGGCGACGUCGAGCUGAAGCGGCGGGAGGCGGACUGGCUGAUGGCCGCCACCCCCGGCCUGGCCCCCGGCGCCGCGCCCGCCCCCGCCACCGACCCCCACCAGAAGCAGGUGGAGGAGGCCCGCAAGCGCGUGCGGACGGCCUGGACGCGCGUCACCACCCUGCUGCGCGCGCGCACCGACAAGCUGCACAGCGUCAUCGACACCGCGGCGCAGCUGCAGAAGCGGCUGGACGAGCUGCGCGCGCGGCUCUUCGCGCUGGAGAAGCAGCUCAAGACACCCCUGGAGCUGGACGCGCCCACGCAGAAGGCCGUCAACAAGCGCCUCAAGGAGCACGAGGAGCUGCAGCGACGCAUCGAGCACGAGGCCAAGGAGUUCGGCGAGGUGAACCAGCUGUGCGACGUGGUGCGCGGCGACUGCGAUGCCAGCACCGCCGCCAGCGUCGCCAAGAGCAUGGAGUCCGUCGAGGCCAGGUGGAAGAGCGUGUGCGCGCUGUCGACGGACCGCAAGCGGACCAUCCAGGACCUGUGGAAGCUGCUGCAGGAGCUGAUGGAGCUGUGCGCCAACCAGCGCAAGUGGCUGGCGGGCGCGGAGAAGACGGUGCGCGAGGUGCGCGACGCCGCGGCCGGCCCCGUGUCGCGCCGCGACCUGCCCAAGCUGGUGCAGCGGCUGGACGGCGUGCUGCGCGAGGUGGAGGGCCGCCGCAACAGCCUCAACGUCGUGGAGACCACGUACAGCCGGCUGUCCCGCGAGCUGGCCAACUGCCCGUCGCUGCUGGGCGAGUCGCGCGGCCUGGCCGAGCGCUGGGGCGCCGUCGGCCCCGCGGCCCAGGACCUGCGGCACUCGCUGCUCACGCUGGCCGAGUCCCACGACAAGUUCGAGGCCGCCCACAAGGAGGCCGUGCUCGUGCUCACGCAGAUCGACGCGCGGCUCUCGCAGCUCCAGCUGCAGGAGCCGGCGCGCAGGGACCCCCGGCAGCUGCAGGCGCUGACGCGAGACCUGGAGAGCCGCAGCGCGCUACUGACCACGGCCGACCAACUGGGCCUGGAACUGAUGCGCGCCGCGCCGCCCGCCGAGGUGGAGCGGCUGCAGGCGCUCGUGGACGAGUACCAGGGCCUCUGGAAGGACGUGGCGCAGCGCCUGGAGCAGCUCAGCCGGCAGGUGGACCAGGGCGUGCAGGUGACGACGCUGCGCUUCGAGACGGAGGCCGCCGUCCAGGUGGACACGCUGCCCAAGCGGCUGACGGCGCGCGACGGCUACCUCCACGAGCUGCAGGGCGCGCUGCGCGAGCUGCGCGGCUCCACGGACCGCCUGGAGGACCUGCUCGUCGACCAGCACGGCCAGGCGCAGGCCGGCGACACCUCGCUGGCGUCCUCGCGCGCCCUGGGCAAGGCCACGGCGGCCUGCGAGGCCUCCCACGAGCUGGUGCGCCACCUGCACUCGCUGCUGGUGCAGCAGUGCGGCAUGACGCCCGACCAGGCCCUGGCCGAGGAGGUCCGCGUCCUGGAGGAGCGCUUCCACGCCCUGCGCGACCGGGCCCGCCUCCGGGAGAGAGAGAUCCGCGACCUCAGGUCCUCUUAUAUCAGAGACUACGCUUUAAAUUGUUCUCAUGGCAAGCUUACUUGCCCUCUUUGCUCAAGACGAAAUUGGCAACAACUCGACAAUGAUCUAUGGCGACUGGAGAAGUGGCUGGAGCAUGCAGAAGGAGAGCAAUCGCUCCAAGUCACGCCGCCAACCAGCAUCGAACAACUGGAAGACAUCAUACAGGAGCAGAGAGAGUUCCUCUUGAACCUGGACAGCCACCGCUCCAUCGUCAAGUCACUCAACAUCGUGGGCGUGCACCUUGCCGACCACACCGACGACGAAGACCGUGCCCGCGAACUGCGGGCCAGGCUGGCGAGCGCCAACACCCGCUGGGAAGCAGUGUGCCGAGCAGCUGCUGUCUGGCAGACAAGACUUCAGUCCGCCCUCAUGGAGAAUGAUGAAUUCCAUGCUAUCCUUGAAGAACAGACGAGAUGGCUAAUCACUACAGAAGAAAAUAUACAGAGCACUGAACCAGUUGAUGUCACCGAAGAUCUGUCAGUGAUUGAGACAAAAUAUCUGAAAUUCAGGGACCUGCAUGCUGAACUGGAACGGUACGAGCCCAGAGUCAUGUCCCUGCAAGAGGCUGCCGACAGCCUUCUGCGACACACCGAUGCCCCUGCGGGGUCUGGCUCCACUCUGCAAAGGCUUACAGAUCUGCGCCUGAGACUUCAGUCCUUACGAAGGCUAACCGCGCUGUACUGCGUCAAGCUGGGCGCUGUCCUGGGCCGCUCUCCCGACGAGUUGGUCGGGUCCGCCCGGGUGGCGUCGCUGGCCAGUUUGAGUAGCGAGCUUUUGGACCAAGCCAGUGGAGGCCAGCUACACGCUUCAUCACAUUCCAUCCAGGCAAAUGCUGACAGUGGCUCGGGCGGCGACGCCGUGGACACCCGAGUCCUGACUCGGGGCUACCGGUUCCUCGGCCGCGUGCUGAGGGCGUCGCUGCCCAUCCAGGCCCUCAUGCUGCUGCUGCUCGGCGUGGCCACCCUCAUGCCCGCCGACCAAGACUACUCCUGCGUGCUCACCAACAACUUCGCGCGCAGCUUCGAGCCCAUGCUGCGGUACCCCAACGGGCCGCCGCCCAUCUAAUGAGCCUGAGCAGCCGCAUCCAAGUGCAUGUGCCGAUCGAGUUUCGGAGCGUGCCCUCGCCCAUUUGAGCGGACGACAUUGUGAUACGCACAUUCCUGGACCUUUUUUUUUUAACGUGACAUUUGCAACGUGCUCGCUGUAACCAGUGUUCAAUACCACUCGGAAAGAAGAGCACUAGUGUUUACCGCGAGAAAUGUGAGAUUUUAUGCCACCAAAUGGCUACCAAUUAUUUGUUUGAGGUAAACUGACUGUGAAAAUUUUAUUGAAGAGAGCUAAGAGCUCAUUUAAGAUACAACACUGUUUUUUAUUGGGCUGUAAGAGUCAAACGGGUUUUCUGUUGGAUCUGAAAAACCACAGAUGUAUAUUUUGAAAAAAAUCUUAUUUUAAUAUUGGUAAUUUUUAAGUGUAGUUUUAAGUCAUUAUUUUACCCUUCUUUAUUUUAUCUUUGUGAGCAGACCAACAGACAUUUCUGUUAGGAAUUUUUUUAUAACAAAAUGUUGUCUACUAAAGGGUCUUAGAAAAAAGGAUGUGGAACACCUUUUUUCCAAAAUCCUUUGUAUAAUUAUUAAGUGUAAAAAGAAGCUUUCAUUUGUGGAGGAGUGGAACACUCCACAUAUGCAACCGUCUUUUUUCUUGCUCUUUUUACUGCUCAGGAAGGGUUACAACCUUCUUUUCUUUUGCCAUGAGGUUUUGUAUCAUUUUGAAAUGUGGUUGAUAUUUUUAGCCAAAGUUAUAGAGUGCUUCUUUAGAAAGCCAGCUUCUCAUCUAACAAGCAAGACAAGUAAUGAUUAAGAAAGUGUUGACCUAACUAACUCUAAAACCGAUUCGGCAAAAAAGCUGUAUAAUUUUGUAGAUAUAGAAAAGAAGUAUGAAUAAAUUAUUUAUUUGUUUCAA
Molecule: messenger RNA, 12126 nt
Organism: Thrips palmi
Lineage: Eukaryota; Metazoa; Arthropoda; Insecta; Thysanoptera; Thripidae
Product: nesprin-1-like
Exons: 21
Coding region: 130-11232 (3700 amino acids)
Biological process (GO): nuclear migration
Cellular component (GO): nuclear outer membrane; meiotic nuclear membrane microtubule tethering complex; cytoplasm
Molecular function (GO): actin filament binding
Source: RefSeq, a predicted model, not a curated record